AUCAGGUCAACAUUGUCAAUCAAGGUCAUCCAUCAUAGUUACUAGAAGUUACAUUGUACUGUAUAGCAUAACGAUGUCAGACAGCUGAAUGUUAAAUGGAAUCAACAGACAUUAAUAUUGUCAGCAACUAUGCAAUUCAGGUCGAAGAAGCAAAACAUGUCUGUGAUGUUCCACCACUUUUAAUACAAUGUCAAAAAGUUAUUAUAGAUAAUAUCACCAUAUCUAAAGCAGUUAGUUUGAUUUCAUUCGUAAAACAAUUUUCACUUGACAAACUGUCGGAUGCGGUAUUAGAAUGCAUAUCAAAAAACUUCCAGUUUGCAGUUGAAAAUGGAUUGUUUCAUGAGUUAUCACACAAUGACUUUAAAUAUUUGUUAAAUCAUGAAAAACUGACUGUUUUCAAACAUGGAAUACCUAUUGAAAAUUAUGAAGCAUGUAUAUUUGCUUCGUUAGGGAAAUAUUUAUCUGCUAAUAAUGUGGGAAAUGAACAAUUAGUGGAGGACUUAUUACGCGUUAUCCGUCUUUCUGAUAUACCUUCAGAUACGUUAGAAAGUAUAACAAAUGAAUAUACGGUCUUUCAUGCUUUUAAGGCACGCAUAUGCACAACACAACGAACGAAAACACCGCUUAGUAGAAAGUAUUCCAAAUCCGAAAGAACUAUAGUUCCCUAUCAAGAGUAUGCUUCCAUUCCAAAAAUGUAUUUGGAAAAAUAUAGAUUUGGAAUUGUCAAUUGUUUUAAUGAUUCAGAGCACUUGAUUGAGAUAGAUGACCGACCUAUUACAAUUGGAGUAUGGAUCGUAAAAUGGGAUGGUAUUGAUCUUUUAGGUGGAUUACAUAUUCAUUACAAAAGUGGUAAACGUCUAGUUCAUGGCACAAAACCUGCAAGACAUGAUCUUGUAAACGAACACGAAUUCACUCUUUACGAGGAUGAAGUUGUGACUAAGAUACUAACAUGGCAUGGUAUGUUUAUUGACAGUAUUACUUUCUUUACAAAUAUGGGCCGUAAAUUGGGCCCGUACGGUGGAAGUGGAGGUCACAGAAGCGAUUGGGAUAUACCACCCGGCAACCAUGGCUAUUUCCAUUCGUUUAAGGGCAAGGAAGUUAAACAUAGGUAUGCUAAUUCUGUAGCAUAUUUACAGUUUAACUGGGUUGCUUACGGAAAAGAUGGUUAUAAAGAAAUUUUGCCCACCGAUGAUAUGUUUAGUUGUGAGAGAACACAUGGGUUUAACGAAAUUGAUAGAAUAAAUGAUAUAGAUUAAAACAAACAAUAACAAUUUACUCCCGGCUUCAUCUAGUGAAUUAGCAGUUUUGAUUACCUUCCGUUGAAAAUUGUUUUUUUUUAAUUUAUUUCUUGCUUCUCUAGUUGUUAACUUUUUACAUGUGUGUUGAUAUUCAACAUUAAAGUAAACACUGCACAAGACUACACAAUGCGAUACCGAUUAUCAUCAAAUGAGAAGAGCAAAUACAUAUGUUGUACAUGUAUAUUGAUAGAAGAAUGGAUGGAUGUUUUGAAGGUCCGAUUGCAUAAUAAGGAAUUGAACAUACAAUUGCGAUCUGUAUAUAAAUGCUGCUUUGUCCUAAAGCACUCAUUCGUUUAACUACAAAAAGACAAGUCAUGUUAUGCUAUUACUGCUCAACGAAGAAAACAAUAAAGUAUGACUCCGACCCCUCCCCGAAUACGAAUUAUAAUAUAAAUGACGAAAAUACGUACACAAUGUCAAAAUACGAAAAUAUUUCGACACAUGAAACAUUUUGUUUGAUAUUUGGUUUUUACAAAAUGUUAUUUGUAUGAAUUUUAUA
This is a messenger RNA of Mytilus trossulus (common blue mussel), 1797 nucleotides long. RefSeq lists its product as uncharacterized. The record is from RefSeq and is a predicted model, not a curated record. Lineage: Eukaryota; Metazoa; Mollusca; Bivalvia; Mytilida; Mytilidae. Bases 96 to 1256 code for a protein of 386 amino acids. The transcript has 2 exons.